AUGGGUGGUGGUGACGGAUAUCGUUCGGUUGCGUAUUUUGUGAAUUGGGCAAUCUAUGGCCGGAAAUAUACUCCUCAAAUGCUCCCAGCCGACAAGCUCACUCAUGUCCUCUACGCAUUCGCCAACGUCCGCCCGGAAAGCGGAGAAGUCUAUCUCACCGACGGCUGGGCAGACACAGACAUCCAUUUCGACGGCGACUCCUGGAACGACUCCGGCACCAACCUCUACGGCUGCCUCAAACAACUCAACAUCCUAAAACAGCAAAACCGCUCCCUCAAAAUCCUCCUCUCCAUCGGCGGCUGGACCUACUCCUCCAACUUUGCCGUCCCGGCCUCCAGCGUGUCCGGCCGCGAGAAAUUCGCCGCUUCAGCCGUGGAACUCAUCAAGCAUCUGGGUUUCGACGGCCUCGACAUUGAUUGGGAAUACCCCAAGAACCCCUCCGAAGCAUCUGACUUCGUACUACUCCUGAAAGCGUGUCGGGAAGCCAUGGAUGCUUAUUCCGCGACCCUGCCGCACAGGCACCACUUUGAACUAACGGUCGCGUGUCCGGCCGGCGCGCAGAAUUACGAGAAGAUGGAUAUCAGGGCCAUGGACGCGUAUCUUGAUUUCUGGAACUUGAUGGCGUAUGAUUAUGCGGGGUCUUGGGACGUAAAGGCGGGUCAUCAGGCGAACAUCGCACCUAGUAGGCAGUAUCCCGACGCAACGCCGUUUAACAGCCAGAGCGCGGUGGGGUACUACAAGGCGCAAGGCGUCAGGGGUUCGAAGAUCGUGCUCGGGAUGCCGCUGUACGGGCGAGCGUUUUGCGAGACGGAGGGCCUAGGCCGGGCCUUCAGCGGGACUGGGGAGGGAAGUUGGGAGGCUGGGGUGUGGGAUUUCAAGGCGCUGCCGUUGGGUGGGGCGGAGGUUUUUUGGGAUCGCGAGGCUGGCGCUACGUACAGCUAUGAUGCGGGCAAGAGGCAGCUUGUGACGUAUGAUACGGUGGAGAUGGCGCGGGAGAAGACGCGGUGGUUGAAGAGCGAGGGGUUGGGGGGCGCGAUGUGGUGGGAGAGUUCGGGGGAUAGGAGGGGUGAGGGGAGUUUGAUUGAGGCGGUUGUGGAGGAGUUGGGGAGGUUGGAGAAGGGGAAUAAUUGCAUCGAGUAUCCGCACUCCAGGUAUGAGAAUUUGAAGAAUGGGUUGAAGGGUUAG
This is a messenger RNA of Lachnellula hyalina, 1185 nucleotides long. It is a transcript of the gene CTS1, whose product is annotated as Endochitinase. The record is from RefSeq and is a predicted model, not a curated record. The transcript has 3 exons. Gene Ontology annotation, cellular component: extracellular region. Gene Ontology annotation, biological process: carbohydrate metabolic process; chitin catabolic process. Lineage: Eukaryota; Fungi; Ascomycota; Leotiomycetes; Helotiales; Lachnaceae. Gene Ontology annotation, molecular function: chitinase activity; chitin binding. Bases 1 to 1185 code for a protein of 394 amino acids.